Messenger RNA from Aphanomyces invadans, 1238 nucleotides. RefSeq lists its product as hypothetical. Lineage: Eukaryota; Oomycota; Saprolegniomycetes; Saprolegniales; Verrucalvaceae. Gene Ontology annotation, cellular component: membrane. Gene Ontology annotation, molecular function: lipase activity. Bases 48 to 1133 code for a protein of 361 amino acids. The record is from RefSeq and is a predicted model, not a curated record. The transcript has 4 exons.
UCCACACUGGCAAUAGUUGCACAAAACCGCCAAGAAGCGCAUCAGCGAUGGGGACCACGGCCUCGCUGAAUCCGACGACGUCCGCCGUGGACAUUGCCGGAAGAGCUGCGCUUGUCUACUUAGCGAUCCAGAUCCUUAAGACGCUGUGGGCAUGGAGUGACUCGUCCAACUCGUGUGCGCGAGGUCAAAAGCACAACUUCGACCCACAAGCGUACGCCGGCCAUCAACAGUAUCGGUUCAGUGCCGAUCGCACGCUGUGGCUGCGGACGCGCACGUGGUUGCCUUCAUCGACAACGCCCUGGAAGGGUGUGAUUUUCAUCGUGCAUGGGUAUAACGAGCACAUUGCGCGGUACCAUUAUGUCGGGGCAGCGUUGGCGCACGAGGGCUUUGCGGUUUUCGGCAUGGACCAUCGCGGGCAUGGCCUCAGCGAAGGCGACCGCCUGUACGUAGAACGCUUUGAGCAGUAUGUGGAAGACUACGCUGCGUUUGUACGAGACACAUUGACAGUUGACAGCGAAUCGCCGUUCGUGAAGGAUUCGCGGCUCAACUUUCCUGCGAAUGUGUCUUUAUCGUCGUUGCCACGCUACAUGCUGUCGCACUCGAUGGGCGGGCUCAUUGCUUUGCAACUUAUCCAUAAUCACCCGGACAUCGAGUGGACUGGCGCCAUCAUGUCGUCGGGAGCGUUCCAGAUCGACCCCAAAGCCAUUUCCCCUACGGCCCAAGUCGCCGCGUCCAUCAUCGGGGCCGUCUUUCCCAAGUUCCGACCUCCGAACCCCGAGCUUGAGAAUAUCGUGAAGGAUCCGCGGGAGCACGAGCGCGCGUUGAGAGAUUCGUUGAACUACAAGACAGGUCCGACGGCACGAUGGGUCGCAGAGUUUAUCAAGGCAAUCGCCCAAGCUCCCGCGAUCAUGCCGAUGAUUCACACCCCGCUGUUGAUCUUCCAUGGGGAACUAGACACCGCAACACCACUAGAAGGAAGCAAGGCGCUGUAUGCGGCGGCAGGAAGCAAGAUCAAGGAGCUCCACAUUCUGCCAAAAAUGUAUCACGAGCUCGUCCACGACACGUGUCGUGACGAAAUGCUGGACACGAUGGUCAAGUGGUGUGCUAGUGUUUCGAAACAUGCACAACGUUGAGAGCAAGAAGUUUUGAUGCAGUUACGUUGAUUUCCGCUCUGACUUCAAGUAGUUGUCUCGAAUAUACGAGCAAGUGGGCACUACUUGCAAAGAGUUUGCUUUGGC